UUUACGCACGAGGGCUAUUUUUACAUCAGUUGAACCUUUCAGUUCAGUUCAGUCCCAUCGUCUUGCAUACUGAAGAAGCCGAAAUGUAAUAGCUGUCGAGUGCCCUUCAGACAAUAAAAUAAGAAAACGGAGUACUAUUAUAGACAAAGAAAACCCUAAAUUCUACUGUAAAAAAUUUGCUCCAGUCAUCGUUGACAAUGGGGAGGGCAGCACGGAAUCUUAGAGGAAGCAGCCUUAUUUAAAUACCACAAUUUUCCAACCAAUUUUUAAAUAAUUUGAGCAAAUUUCUCGAGUCUUGAUUUGAAGUUGUCAAUGUCUGUGGCCGUCUUCUUUCAGGAUUGUCCGAUCAGCUGUUGAAUUCUUAUCAGAGAUACUUUGCCGGGAAUUUUUUUGCAACUGCUCAUGAAUUUUAACAGAAUUUUGCCCUAAUUUUCAUUGAAUUGAAACCUUCUCUCUUAAGAGUCAGUUCAAAAGAUUGGGCAUGAUUCAUAGAGGGGAAUCAGAGACUCUGAUGAUUAAGAGCAGUUAUUUUACCAUGAUUUUGUGGACUGUGAAUCUUCUCUCUAACCACGCGUGACAGCGUAAAAGGCGUUUCCUCUAAUUUCAAUGGCCUGGUAUCCUUUCCAGGAGCUGGCUAACAUGAAGCCGCUCUUUAUAGGGAUCCAGGCGACUGUUCUCGCUGCUAUACUCCUCACCACGGUGUUUAUUGGGAGGCCUAUUUAUUCAGGGAUUUGGUCUGGUACCCCCUCUUCUACUGAUGCUGGAGUGACACACGUGGAGCAUGUGUCAAAUAUCUCUCAAACAGGAGGAAAUGAAACAAUAGAUAAUUUCUCUGAUAGAGGAACUGAGACUAUACCAAGCUCUUCAAAGUUUCAAAAUAUUUGGGAGAAGGCCAUAUGGGAAUCCCCCCCUGCUGGGUCAAAAAUGCCAGACCUAAAUGAAUUUCAACUGACUAAACAGAUGGUUGCUGAUCGAGCAAAGGACAAUGUCAUCAUUGUAACUUUUGGGAACCAUGCAUUCAUGGACUUCAUACUGACUUGGGUCAAGCACCUUACAGAUCUUGGAGUUUACAAUCUUCUUGUUGGUGCAAUGGAUGUUCAACUAUUAGAGGCUCUAUAUUGGAGGGGCAUUCCAGUUUUUAAUAUGGGCAGUAACAUGAGUACAGUUGAUGUUGGUUGGGGGUCAAAGACAUUUCACAAAAUGGGAAGGGAGAAGGUUUUGCUAAUAAACGCCAUUCUUCCCUUUGGAUAUGAACUAUUGAUGUGUGACACAGACAUGGUUUGGUUAAAGCAGAACCCACUUCCAUAUUUUGCUCGUUUUCCUGGAGCAGAUAUCUUGACAUCCAGUGAUCAAGUGAUUCCUACUGUUGUGGAUGACAAAUUGGCUGAUUGGGAACAAGUAAAUGCUGCCUACAAUAUUGGAAUCUUCCACUGGAGACCUACAGAUGUUAACAAAAAGCUGGCAAAAGAAUGGUUACAUAUGCUUCUAGCAGAUGAUAACGUAUGGGAUCAGAAUGGUUUCAAUGAGCUUCUGCAUAAAACUUUAGGCCCACCUGUAGACAAAGAAAGUGGGCUUGUGUAUGCUUAUGAUGGAACACUUAAACUUGGGAUACUUCCUGCAAGUAUAUUUUGCAGCGGACAUACUUACUUUGUUCAGGCAAUGUACCAGCAACUGAAACUUGAACCAUAUGCAGUGCACACCACUUUCCAGUUUGCAGGAACUGAAGGGAAACGCCACCGAUUACGUGAAGCUAUGCUUUUCUAUGACCAACCAGAGUAUUAUGAUACACCGGGAGGCUUUUUGUCAUUCAAACCAUCUAUUCCUAAGAGCCUGUUGCUAGGUGGUGCGCCUACACUUAAAUCACACUUCUCUCUUGUUAACUACCAAAUAAAGCAAGUAAGGACCGCACUUGCCAUUGCUUCAUUGUUGAAUCGAACACUGGUCAUGCCUCCAUUAUGGUGUAGAUUGGACAGGCUCUGGUUUGGACAUCCUGGCAUAUUGCCAGGAACAAUGACAAGAACACCAUUUGUUUGCCCCAUGGACCAUGUAUUGGAGGUUAAUGUAAUGUUACAUGGACUACCAGAAGAUGAAUUUGGUCCGGUGAUUGAUUUCAGAGAGUACUCUUUCCUCGACAAUCCCUUAUUGCCCAAACAGGUAAAAGAGUCGAUGCUUGAUGUUGAGCUCUGUGAUGAGGGAUCCUUCAACUGUCAUGCCAAUGAGAAGGAGCAACAUGGUGUGCUCAGAUUUCCUAAGCACAGCAAUGAAGAGACGUUCAAAGCUGUAUUCUCUUCCUACAAGCAUGUAAAAGUAAUACGGUUCUCUUCCAUGCAAGAUGCGUUUCAAGGCUUCAGUGACGAGGGAAGAGAGGAGAAAUUCAGGCAUCGUGUGAAGCGCUAUGUGGGGAUCUGGUGCUGUGUUGAUCAGAAACGGAUCGGCCACAUAUACUAUGACAUGUACUGGGAUGAAAAACCCAAUUGGAAACCAGUUCUCCCUGAAACAGAACAUGAGGACCAUCCAAAUUGGUAGAGCUAUCAGGACAAUUCUCUCUCUCUCUCUCUCUCUCUCUCUCUCUCUCUCUCUCUCUCUCUCCCAUGCGCACCUGUCAAGAGCUAUGUAACUUGGUCAAAGGGAGAUAGAUAGGGAUACGCUGAUUAGGUGUAGCCCCCAUCUGAGAUAUAGUUGUGGAUAUAUAGCUAAUCUUGAUCUCUCUCAAUCUCACAUCAUUCUUCAGGUGAUAGAUAAUUUUAUAUGCUUGAAGCUCUUAUGGAAUCGUGGCUCUUUUGACAUACAUAUUGCCACCAUAUUGUCGUAAAAAAUCCUUACUGUCUCA
Amborella trichopoda is the source of this 2830-nucleotide messenger RNA. RefSeq names its product xyloglucanase 113 (gene XEG113). The record is from RefSeq and is a predicted model, not a curated record. Gene Ontology annotation, biological process: cell wall pectin biosynthetic process. Gene Ontology annotation, cellular component: Golgi apparatus. Lineage: Eukaryota; Viridiplantae; Streptophyta; Magnoliopsida; Amborellales; Amborellaceae. Gene Ontology annotation, molecular function: arabinosyltransferase activity.